Messenger RNA from Phialemonium atrogriseum, 2994 nucleotides. RefSeq names its product AIP3-domain-containing protein. Gene Ontology annotation, cellular component: cytoplasm; cell tip. The record is from RefSeq and is a predicted model, not a curated record. The transcript is spliced from 4 exons. Lineage: Eukaryota; Fungi; Ascomycota; Sordariomycetes; Cephalothecales; Cephalothecaceae. Gene Ontology annotation, molecular function: cytoskeletal regulatory protein binding. Bases 1 to 2994 code for a protein of 997 amino acids. Gene Ontology annotation, biological process: establishment of cell polarity.
AUGCAGGCUCUCGGUGGCCCAUCGCGCUCCAUGCAGCGGCGCUCACCUGGUUCUGAGCCAGGCCCUCCUCCAAAUAUCCCCCUUCGAUCAAUAUCGCCAGCCGUGGGUGUUGGGACAGGAAGCGGUGUUGCGCCUCGCUCAUCGACUGCUUCUGGGAGAUCUGCGGCGCAGGGCGGGAGCACACGACGGGCAAAUAACUCGAGUGGCUCCUCAGUGCCUCUAUCCCAGAUUGAAAAGAGCGUUACCCAUCUCCUCGUCGCUACGAAACAGCUCCUCGAAACCCUGACACAAUGGUCCCGGGGCCAGGCGACGGACACCCAGGUGUCGGAUGUGUACGUGAGGCUGGGCUAUGAGUUCAACAUGGCCUGCCGCGCCUUUACCGCGAUCAACGUCGAUACACGAGAUCUUGGGAAUGUUCCGGAGGAGUUGAGAAACAUACUCGAGGCAACGCUGAGCCAAGAGGCCAGCGUCGAGAGCCUCGAGAAAUACCUGCCCAAGAUUAGGGACAUCAUAAUAAACCUGCUUCAUGGCUUGAAGCGGAAACAGCAAAAGUUGAGACAAAGACAAGCGCGGGAGAAGGAUGGGGGAGGAGCCGCGGAAGCUGGCGCCGCAGCGAGGACAACAAGUACUAGCACCACGGGGAGCGCCACGUCGGGCUUGACAACACUCCUGAACGAGGGCAUCGAGGAUGGAUACCGUCCGGAUCUCCAGCGGGAAGAGUUGAAGGGGGGUGUCAACGCCUCGCCCACACGGCGUUUUCAGCCCCAACGGGACCAGUCUCGCGGUUCAGUCAACUCGGAGCAAUCCAGCCUGUCGAGCAACACGAUGCAGAACAUGCCCGUCCUUCCCCCCUACCCCGGAGACGAGGCGACCAUGCCAACGGUGCCAUCCACGGGCGACCUCGACUCUUUCCCGCCUCCUCCGCCUCCACCGAAGCAGCAGAGCGCAUUGGCAGCCCUUCAAAGAGGUGGUGAUCUGGAAAGGAGGGCCUCGCGCCGUGGCCCUGGGGUUCCCAUGCUCCCCCCUCAGACUACACCUAUCCCGAAUCGUGGCCGGGGCGAAGUGCGGGAGUCCAUGCGGGCCAUGCAGGCGAGGGAAACCGCAAAACAUAAUCGUAAUACCUCGAACCAGUCAAGAACGGGCGGGUUUGAGUCCUCCCCUAUGAGGGUGCCCAGCAGUGUGUCUGAAGGGCAGGAGAGCUCCGCGGUCGAACUCCCCACCCCCAGGGCUGACAGUCCAACGGCGCAGACACCGGACGACAAAUAUCCGAAGCCGGCCGCAACUCUGAAUGGACCGCUUCCUGAUAUCCUACCCAUCAUGGGCGUGGAACAGCCUUUCGACGAGAAUCUAUUCAAUGAGCCAGAAGAGCAAAAGGGCUCAAGUACGCGUGCCGCCGCCCGUGCCGCCACCCCAGAAAAAGCGCUGCCGGUCCCCGCCGAACUCGAGAACUCACCCCCAGCCACGAAGGAGCUGACACUCUUCCUGCAAUACAAAUCCAAGGUCAAGAAGUUUGUGCUCCCCGAAGGCUACAGCGAGCUCUCGAUCGGCCGGCUGCAGCUCGCCUUCAUUGAGAAGUUCUCGUGGAACACACAGCAGAACGGCGUCGACCUGCCGGACAUCUACAUCCAGGACCCUGUUUCCGGGGUCCGGCACGAGCUCGAAGACCUCUCCGACAUCAAGGACCGCACCGUGCUAGCUCUGAACGUCGAGGCUCUCGACGAGGUCAAGAAACACAUCGACGAGGGAAUCGGGUCGCUGAAGACCAUCGUAGAACAAGUCAAGCAGAACAUGGACGACCAAGGCGCCGCCCUGAAGCUCGUCUCAGAGAGGCAGCAGGAGACGGCCAAGGACAUGGCCCGACUUGCGUCCGCCCCUCCACCCUCGAUCAUGACUCCUCCAGCGGACUCGCCCAGGUCAAUCGGAGGUCUGUCGUCUCCACGCAAGGCCGCCACGCCGGCCCAGCUGGGCGAGCUGCAGAGCCUCCGUCGGGACCUCGCCGUCCUGCGGCAGACGUACUCGAGCUUCCAGUCCGAGAUCCAGGGCUCGAUGGCGGCGCUGCGCAGCAAGGCCAACAACGUCAAGGUGGCGGCGGCCAAGGUGGUGAUGCCUGGCGGGGGCGAGGGCGGCGGCGACGCGAGCCACGCGUACGUCAAGCAGGGGCGCAAGCAGCUGAGCACCGACAGCGACCGGCUCGUCAACAAAGUGGACGACCUGCAGGACCUGGUCGAGGACCUGCGCAAGGACGUGGUGCACCGCGGGGUGCGGCCGCGGCCGCGCCAGCUCGAGACGGUGGCCAAGGACAUUGCGCUGCUGACCAAGGAGCUCAAGAAGAUGGACGACUACAUGAAGGCCGAGAAGCCCAUCUGGACAAAGAUCUGGGAGAAGGAGCUCGAGGAGGUCUGCCUCGGCCGCGACGAGCUGCGCCUCAUGGAGGACCUCAUGGUCGACCUGCAGGACGACCUCGAGAAGGCCACCGAGACCUUUGCCCUCGUCGAGCAGGCCACCAAGGAGCAGCUCAAGGACGUCGGAGCCGCCGGCGGCGGGGCCGUCACGCUGCCCAUCGGCCCUUCGUCGCUGGUGGGCAAGCAGCUGAGCCGCGGCCUUAACAACCUCCUGCUGGGCGGCAACGCGGGCGUCGACCCGGGCCAGGCCAAGGAAGGGGUGCUGGGCGAGGUGCGGGCGCUGCGGCCCAACCACGAGGACCGGCUCGAGGCCAUCGAGCGCGCCGAGAAGCUGCGGCAGAGGGAGCUCGAGCAGUCCGACGGCGCCGACAACCCGCUCAAGCGCGAGCUGACCGACUUCGUCGGCGAGGGCAAGCUCAAGAAGUCGGGCGGCUUCGAGGAGGUCGAGCGCGCGAGGAAGGCAAAGGACGACCGCAUCCGGAGGGAGGUCUGGGAGAGGCAGAACGGUAUCGCGCCCGCUGAGGAGCCGGCGGCGGUGGAGGGGGGGGGCGAUCCUAGUGCGCCUAGUCCUCUUGGUCUGAGAGCAACGUGA